Messenger RNA from Dendronephthya gigantea, 5363 nucleotides. RefSeq names its product probable ATP-dependent RNA helicase DDX60. The record is from RefSeq and is a predicted model, not a curated record. The coding region runs from base 120 to 5252 and encodes 1710 amino acids. NCBI's taxonomy places the organism in Eukaryota, Metazoa, Cnidaria, Anthozoa, Malacalcyonacea, Nephtheidae. The transcript is spliced from 7 exons. Gene Ontology annotation, molecular function: nucleic acid binding; ATP binding. Gene Ontology annotation, cellular component: cytoplasm.
CAGACGAGAGGAGACGCCCUUCUUCACACCAUACCGGCUCUGGAGUCUCGACUAAAGAGAUUUUUCAAACUUAUACUGAUGGUCAAAGCUGAAAUUUCAAGACGAACUCACAAAUCACAAUGUCAAUGAGCAGCAGUUCAUCCGAAGAGGAUUAUGAUGAUUAUGAUGAAAGUCAUGAAACAGAUGAAAGAAUCCGCGAUCUGGAAAUAUUUAUCAAAGAAUUGCAACCAAAAAUGUUAAAUCUUAUGAAUGAAUUUGCUGAUGCGGAAAUGUUUCUUAUUGAUGGAGACUCGUUGUUAAUGGAACUUGCUUUAGAAAAGGAUUUAGAUUGGACUUAUAGCGGUCAGAUAUUGCAUCUGGUAUACCUCUUUGAACGAUACCUACAUUUCUUUGUCCGAAAAGAUGGCAUUUUUCAAAUCAUCUUCUUCAAGAAUCUUGAAAGCGUGUGGAAAUCGCAGCCAUGUGUUUACCUUGCACGUAAAAUUAUCUUGCAACAUCUUCUUGCAAAUGUCAGCUUUAAGGUUCUGUUUGAUUUUGAGAGUCCUUGGGAUCCUAAUUUUUUUAGUUACAUAAAGAAAUAUUCCCCAUCAUUCAUGCUUCUUUCUGAUGGUGAAAUCUUACAUGAACCCGAAAGACAAAGAUUGAUUCCUGAGAAUGCUCUUAGAAUCUUCGUUCUUCAUUUUUUGAAAGUUCUCAGCUUAGAAAUGAAUUGCGCGUUUACUUAUGGCAUAGAGUUUGGUACAUCCACUCUUAACGGUUUCCAUAUCAUGCAUUCCCAAAGAUUUAGAAAAUGGAAACUACCAACGCCAGACGGGUCCGGGGUAACCAGAGCGUUUGUAUCCUCUAGCAGUUUAACACAGGACAUUAAUCGUGCUGUGGUAAAGUUGAAAUCCGUCUCCUCCAUGUUUAAUACAGAAUGUCAAGAUGAGGUUGGCGCUAUUGAUUGUCGUCUUCUCCUUCACUCAGUAACAGCUGCUGUAUAUCUAAAAUUAUUUAGUAAAGGUCCCGGAAAUCAAGAUUUUCACCAUGAUAUCAUCCGUGUUCUGUUUAUUCAUGGUGUAAUACUCACACAAGUUUCAUUGAAGUACAGAUCAUUUUCUCUGGAUGACUUUAAACGUGUGUUUAAGAAUACAACGGUGGAGAGUCGGUUGAAAGAAAGUCUUGAAAAAUUGCAGUUUAUCAUGGCAGAAGUUCUUGACGUAUUUAUCCAAGCAUUAAAAGAUGAAGACUCUCCUCGGUCGAUGAAAGGAGUAUGCGAUGCUUGGGAUGGACGGUUGUUUUAUCAAGUUUUAUUGUUGUUGGUAACAAGCAAGGCGAAUGGAAGUGAUCUUCAAUUGUCCGAUAUUUCAAACCGAAAGUACGAAUCUCUCGUCAAGGUUGCAUCAUCUUUGCUAGACGAUGAGGAAAAACUUGAAGCGUUUCCUAUCAUCCAUUGUCUUGAGAAACACUUGGCUGAUUCUACACAAGUAAAGAAUGUAGAUUUCAAACAUGGUGUGCUAGAGAUUACAAAGAAAUGGAGAAACGUGAAGGAGAGUAAAGAUGGUUUGAUCAAAAUGGAGUGCUUGUUGUUGAAUGAAUACGCAGGGAAGAUUCUUGAGAAUACAUCAGUAAGGAAGCUCGAUAUAAAGGAUCCAGAUGUCGCAGCUUUAGUUGUGAGCGGAAAUAAUUUUGACGAGAAAUAUCAUUGGCAUUCCGGAAGGCCACUCACUGAUGAGUAUAAAAGAACAGAAGAGAGUAACAACAUUAAUCAAGAUAAACAUGCCAGAUUUAUGCAGAGAUAUGGACAGUCAUUGCAUGGUGAAGUAACCUACAAGCCAAUUGUCGUUAAGGAUACAACAAUCAAGAGUCACAAGAAAACGAGCAAGAUUUCACAGAAAGCCCUAGCUAUUCAACAAGAUAAUUCCCAGACGAUAGAGGAAAAGGAACUAAGAAAAGAAGAGAAUUCGUGGACGAGCGAGAGAAAAAAAGUUCAACAGUACGAAAAUGAAGGAGAACUUGACAUAGCACUUGAGAAACUCGAUCGCUUUCUUAAAGGAGUAAACAAGCGUAAGAUAAAAAUUGACGUACAGCUAACGAGAGCACGAAUCUUGUGGAAGAUGUGGAAGGAUUAUUGUCAUACAAAUAAGGAAGAUGAUCGAGAUGGAAGUAGGGCCGAGAGUCUCUUUCUCACGGUACAAGAUUUAGUUGAAAACUAUAAAGAAGAUCUCUCGAAAAAAAAUAAAGAUACUCUUGGUGAGUACCUUGACGCGAUUGGUUUCAAAAAUAUUGUGGUGAAGACGAAUUUGACAACAAAGAAAUUCGAAGCUAACGAUGAAUACAGUUUGAGAACAUCAAGCUCCAGAUUCCAACUGCACAACCUUGGCGAUCAGUUAAAGAGAGAAUCACGGACUGAUCGGGACAAUAGAAUUGAUCAUUUUAUUCCCGAAACGUGGCAAAGAAAAAUGUUGGAUGCAGUUGAUAACAAGCAGUCAGCGUUGAUUGUCGCACCAACAUCUUCUGGGAAAACGUUUGCAUCGUUUUAUUGCAUUGAACAAGUGUUGAAAGAGGAUAAUGACGGUGUCGUUGUUUACGUCUCGCCUACUAAAGCUUUGGUCAAUCAAGUUUCAGCAACCUGUUGUGUAAGAUACAAAAAGAAAAUGCCUCCAGGAAAAAGUGUUUAUGGUGUGUUCACUCGUGAUUUUCGUCAAAACGCCCUUACAUGUCAAAUUCUCGUCACAGUUCCCCAAUGCCUUGAGAUCUUACUUCUUUCCCCCGCCAGACAAGAUUGGGUUGAGAAGAUCAGAUAUGUUGUAUUUGAUGAAGUUCAUUGUAUUGGUUCAGAGAUUGGGGCUGAGGUAUGGGAACAUCUCUUGCUCAUGAUUCGCUGUCCAUUCCUGGCCUUAUCUGCGACUAUCAGGAAUCCGGACGAUCUUCACAGCUGGUUGCAAAAUGCUGAAAAUGAUAAACAUUAUCGUGACACUAGAAACAACACAAUUCGUCCAAAUGCACCAAAAUCCUAUAAAGUCGACCUCAUAACGUACAACGAAAGAUAUAAUGAUCUCGAGAAGUUCAAUUACCUACCAGGCCGGUCCAAGCCGAUGAUUGAGCAUAUUCAUCCGUGUUCAGUAAUAACCUCUCGUCAGCUGAAGCAUUCAGGUACAUUCCCCGCACACGUGAGUCUUUCGCCAAGAGAAACUUUGGCUUUCUACGAUGCUUUCCAGAGGGUUUUCAAUGAAGAGGAUUCUUUAUUGAGAUUGACUCCAGAGUCCCACUUUCAGGAUGAAACAUUCAUCACAAAACAAAGCGUUAGAUCGUAUGAAAAUGCUUUGAAAGAUGAGUUUAUGAGCUACGUCAACAAUAAUGAUAAGCGAGUGGAAAAGGUUAUUGAUAGUCUGUCUCCAAGUCGUACGAUAGAUUGGUCGGGUUCAAAAAUAUUAAAAAGAGAUGCUCUCGCUUCCCAGAUUUUCCCACUUGUCGAAGAAUUGAAGGAAAAAGACCAACUACCUGUUAUAGUUUUUAGUUUUGAUCGGAAUUUGUGCGAACGGUUUGCUGAGAGAUUAAUACAUCGCCUACAGGCGAAGGAGGAAGAGCUUCGUAAAGGUAAAGCUAAAGAUAAAGAAAAACAAGAGCAAAAAAAAGCAAAAUUGGAAAAACGACAGCGUGAUAGAGAAGAGGAGGUCGAGGUGAUGCGAAAGACUGAAUCAUCUGGGCAUGAUUCGUUUCAUCGUCAAAAAAAGACAACCGCUGAGACGGCAUGUUUCUUAUUUGAUAAUGCUCCACCAAAAAGUUGUAGUUAUGCUGGGAUAGGUGUUCUAGAUGAUCAAGAUGCUCAGGUCAUCGUUGAGAGGUUGGAAAAACCGAAGGGCAUUAUUAGUGUUGAUGAAGUAUUUAAGGAAGGACUAAGACGUGGAAUUAGUUACCAUCACGCCGGGAUGCCAGGCAAACAGCGUGGUGUUGUCGAAAUGUUGUUUCGAAAGAAAUUUUUAAGAGUUGUGUUCGCUACUGGAACAUUGGCACUAGGAAUUCAUAUGCCAUGUAAGACGGCCGUGUUUGCGGACGACUCCGUGUUUCUUAAUACUCUUCAGUAUCAUCAGAUCUCUGGUAGAGCAGGACGGCGUGGUUAUGAUCGGAUUGGACAUGUCCUUUUCUUCGGCAUACCUCAAGCAAAGAUCCAGCGUCUUAUGACAGUCAGCCUGCCUCGUAUCAUUGGAAAUUUUCCUCUGAAUGUGUCAUUGGUGUUGCGCUUGCUUCUUCUCGUGAAUAAUGUGAAAGAACGUGAAAUUGCUAUGAGUCAAGUUUUAGCACUUCUUCAGAAUCCGCUGAUUUGUAAGAAUCAACCUGAACUUGAUCUUCAGUUGAAACAUCACUUUCUCUUCAGUGUAGAAUUGUUGGUACGCCAGGGACUGCUUGAUGAGAAGGGUCAUCCUCAAGGUUUAGCUGGUUUGGCCACCCACCUUCAUUAUCACGAACCUUCUAAUUUCAUCUUGGUCACAUUCUUACGUGAUGGACUUUUUCAUGAUAUAUGUCGCAGUGCUAGAUCACGUGAUGGCACAUUCUCCAAAGAUUUCUUGAAAUCCCUGGUAGUUUUGUUAAGUCAUCUAUUUGCUCGACGUAAACUACACAAAAUAGUAUUACGUCGUAACCGCAGCACAUCUAAAGUUCUCCUGGAAGACUUACCAGCAAAGUUCAAAAUUGGUCUUCAGAAAUACAACAAAAAAGUUCGCGAUGUGUUUGAUCUGUACCUGCGUACAGUGGCUGGUCAUGUCUACGACACUUUAGGAGAAGAUGUCACAUUACCAUUAUCCCGCACUAAGCUGAUUUCAUCUGAGAGUUACGUUGUUCCGUCACCAGCAGUAACAUUAGAAGAUAAACUAAAGUCUAUUGCUAUUCCGUAUAAAGCAUGUUCUGCGUUCGCAGCAUUAUCUGGCAACUCAGACACCAAGCUGUAUAGUUCCCAGGAUCUUCUAUCUAAUAUUCGAUAUCAGGUCUACACGGAUGUUAAAGUUAUUCCCACUUUGGAGGAUAAUGUAGACCUUAACGCUUACGCAUACGAUUUCUUUAACCAUGGCAACCAAAAAGCGUUAGUAAACGAGAAUGGUUUAAUGCAAGGCGAUGCUUAUAAUCUAGUUAAAGACUUUAUGUUGGUUCUGAAGUCCAUUUCUGUCUCGCUAACUGAGUUGGCUCCGGAUAAAGAGGAUGAUGACGUCAUCCAAGCAUUUACACAGCUCGCCGAAGAAUAUGAAUCAACAUUUAACGAGGCUUUCAAACGUUGAAAUAUGAUGGCUUCAGAAAGAUCAUAACAAUAUCCUUGAAAUGUGGUCGAUAUACAGAGAUGUAGUAGAUACGUUGAGAUAAUAUUUAGUAAAAAGAAAUCGCGCGUAGAA